UUGUCGGUGGCAUGCUUAUUUUUCUGUUUCACUUUUGUGAUACACAUUUGCCGCUUUCAGAUUUAUUAGGGUUUAAAAAAUUGAAUCUUAAUCUCCUCCUUCCACUUGUAGCAACCGGCAAGAUCCUGCUAUUUGCUAUUAAAAUCCUACAAUUCUGCUUAGCUCUUCUUUAUACAUUUUUGCUAUAGGCAAUGCUUUAUUUGCUUUAUCUUAUUAUUUUUAUUUUUUGAUUAAGCAAGUACUCACUCACACAUUUCACUACUUGCCCACUACGGGGCUGGAACCCUGUGUUUUGAGGGAGGAGAGGUUAUACCAUUUGGUGUUACACUGCCACUUGAUCACAUAUCUUGUAGGGUUCUUUUUGAGCUUUAUUUCUAAUUAACAACAUUUGCCGGUUUGAUGCCGGCUAAGGUUGAGUUCACAAAGCUUGUUUUAGCCAAUCUUCUUAAUGACUGCUGAUAAUCAGCCAAAAGAGCCUUUUAAAAAACAUUUAAAUAUCGAGAAGUAGCCUUUUAAAAAACAUCCAAAUAUCCAGUAGCAGUAUAUACUGGUGUUUUCUUUAGUAGUAAGCGAUAAUGAACACAAAAACAUGUUGAGAUUACAGCUCUAAUUGACAAUAACAAGAAACAUCAAAUCAAGGGCAUUGUAGUUUCCAAAUCACUUGAUUUGUCUUGGGUUGUGCUUAUAAAUUGACAUCCUUUGGUUGAGGACUCAAGUUAAAAAGUCUUGCAUACAAUUUCCAUCAAACUAUUAUCAUCAGUUUAUGGUCAACAUGGCUUGCAAGCUUGAAUUGUUAUUCACACUAGCACUUGUACUUGGUACUCUCUGUAUUUCACAUGCUGGGGAUGCAGACAUUCUCUCUGAUUUCAUUGUCCCAAUGAACACCACCAUUGAUGGCAACUUUUUCACCUUUACUGGCAUGAGAGUUCUUCUAGGGGGAGAUUUUCCGACAACUUUCAAGGUUUUGAAAGCAAGCAUGGCUGAAUUCCCGGCUCUUAAUGGUCAAAGUGUUUCUUAUGCAGUUCUUCAGUACCCUGCUGGCUCUGUCAAUCCACCUCACACCCAUCCUCGUGCAUCUGAGCUCUUGUUUCUCCUCAAUGGCAACCUUCAAGUGGGGUUUGUCGACACCACUAACAAGCUCUUUACUCAGACACUCCAGGCUGGUGACAUCUUUGUGUUUCCCAAGGGACUUAUUCACUACCAAUACAACUAUGACGAAAAAAACUCCGCCAUUGCAGUAUCUGCAUUUGGCAGUGCAAGUGCUGGAACCGCGUCGAUUCCUAGUUCCGUCUUCAAUACCAGCAUUGAUAGUGGGAUACUUGCAAAGUCUUUCAAAACUGAUGUUGAAACUAUUCAGAAAAUCAAAUCUGGCUUUGUAGCCUAGGCCUGAGCCAGAAGGGCAUUACUAGUUCAAAAAAUGUCAGCAUUUUUUUUUUUUUUAUAAUAAUUUUAUGUAUUAUUUGUUUCACGAAUAAUUUCCUUUAUCAAUUGAAGGAUAUCAAUCAA
Molecule: messenger RNA, 1506 nt
Organism: Cornus florida
Lineage: Eukaryota; Viridiplantae; Streptophyta; Magnoliopsida; Cornales; Cornaceae
Product: germin-like protein 9-3
Exons: 1
Coding region: 764-1384 (206 amino acids)
Cellular component (GO): cell wall
Molecular function (GO): manganese ion binding
Source: RefSeq, a predicted model, not a curated record